Triticum turgidum subsp. durum (durum wheat) is the source of this 1200-nucleotide messenger RNA. Lineage: Eukaryota; Viridiplantae; Streptophyta; Magnoliopsida; Poales; Poaceae. The record is from the annotation of a GenBank genome assembly.
AUGAUUUGCUCACACCUAGUGAACCUCUCCACUCUCUUGGGUGCAGUUCUUUCAUGGGGGAUAAUGUGGCCACUCAUUAGCAAACAGAAGGGGGUUUGGUACCCGGCAGAUGUACCAUCAAGCAGCAUGAAAAGCUUGUACGGUUACAAGGCCUUCUUUUGUGUAGCUCUAAUAGUUGGAGAUGGCCUUUACCAAUUCUUGAAAGUCACAUAUGUCACUAGUAAAAGCCUACAUCAACGAUUAAACAACAAAGUUGUUACCAACAAAGUGACAAAUAGGGAUGGUAUGGCUUCACUAGAGGAAAUCCAGCGCGAUGAGAUUUUCAAGAGUGACAACAUACCCUCAUGGAUAGCAUACACUGGAUACGUCGUGCUUAGCAUCAUCUCAUCAAUCAGCAUACCCCUGAUGUUCCGUCAGAUAAAGUGGUACUAUGUGAUAGUAGCAUAUCUCCUUGCACCUGUGCUCGGGUUCUCCAAUUCCUACGGAGCAGGUCUCACUGACAUCAACAUGGCCUACAACUACGGCAAGAUCGCCCUCUUCAUCUUCGCAGCCUGGGCUGGCAAGAAAAAUGGUGUAAUUGCCGGCCUGGUUGGUGGUACGCUUGUGAAGCAGUUGGUCCUGAUGUCUGCCGAAUUGAUGCAUGACUUGAAGACGAGUUAUCUCACGUCAACAUCCCCAAGAUCCAUGCUUGUGGCACAGGCUAUCGGGACGGGCAUGGGCUGCAUCGUCUCACCCCUCACCUUCAUGCUCUUCUACAAGGCAUUUGAUGUUGGGAACCCAGAUGGCUAUUGGAAGGCGCCGUAUGCACUCAUAUACCGUAGUAUGGUGAUUCUCGGUGUGGAAGGCUUCUCAGCUUUGCCAAAGCACUGCCUCUCAAUCUCGGCUGGAAUUUUUGCAUUUGCGAUGCUUCUGAGUAUUGCAAGGGAUAUCCUACCACGCAGGUAUGCCAAGUAUGUUCCACUACCGAUGGCAAUGGCGGUGCCUUUCCUUGUAGGUGGGAGCUUUGCCAUUGACAUGUGCAUUGGGAGUUUAGUGGUAUUUUUGUGGGAGAAGAUGAACAAGAAGGAGGCUGCCAUCCAAGUGCCUGCUGUUGCAUCCGGCUUGAUAUGCGGGGAUGGCAUAUGGGUAUUCCCAUCUUCCCUACUUGCUCUUGCCAAGAUUAACCCUCCAAUCUGCAUGAAGUUCACUCCUGCCAGCUAG